CGACGUACCUAUACUUUAAUUGUGCGAGUUAUUCAACGUUGUACAGAUAUCGACUUAUUAUUGAAGGUUUGAAGUUUUGAUUGGUGUAAAGUUAAAAAAAAAAACAUGAAAAAGAAUAUUUCAGAUCAAAGUAAAUAUUUGAUGCAAACCACUGUAACAAUUAUACGUUUCAUAGUAAUCUAUUCUCAGUUUACUAUUUUAUACUUACAUAAUGUUGUUGAAGUAAAUGCUGCUCCAUCUACCCAACAAUCAAACCAAAGCCAUCAAUUGAAUUGUGUAGUCAUUAUAGAUGCGGGAAGUACUGGAUCUAAAGUCUUAGCUGCUGCUUUUAAAAAGAAGGAUGGUAGCUAUUUGCUAGACAACUAUAUUUUUAAACGAGAAGAAGGUGGUUUAGCUGAAUAUGCUGAUGACGAAAAAAAAAGAGAAGAUAUAAUACGUCAUUUAUUAGAGCAAGCUGAAGAUUUUAUGAAUAAAAAUCCUCAUUGUGCUAGAACACCACUUUUAUUGAGAGCAACAGCUGGUUUAAGAAUGUUAAAUGAAAAAUCAGAUGAAAUUAUUAAUCAAGUAAAAAGAAUUUUCGGUGAAUAUAGCGCAAUAUUUCAAGUAGAUGACAAUUCGGUGGAAAUAAUGGAUGGUAGUGAUGAAGGGCUUUUUGCAUGGUUCACAGUUAAUUAUCUCUUAAAGAGAUUAGAGGAUCUCGAAAAUUCGGUAGCAGUUUUAGAUUUAGGUGGUGCAUCUUUACAGAUCACCUUUUACCCAACUGACGAUAAAAAAAUACCAAUGAAUACUUCAUUUAUAAAAGAGUAUGCGAUUAUGGGAAAAACAAAAAAAUUAUAUAACCAAAGUUAUUUAGGUUUUGGAUACAAGGCUGUGCGAACAAAAGUUUUCAAAUCGGUAGAUAAUAGUAAAAUAAAUUAUACUUCACCAUGUCAACACACAGCUGACCAAGUAUCUUAUUCAUUUAAUUUAAUAAAUUACUCUAUAACUGCAGAAAAUGCAGAAAGAAGUCCUGAUCUUCAUUAUUUAAACUGUAAAAAUUACAUUGAAAAUAUUGUUAAAGAAACUGUCGAACCUGUACAUUUAAAUAAAAAUAUAGUAGCAAUUUCUUUCUUUUACUACCAAGCUUUAAAUGCUGAAAUGAUUGAUGAACAUGGAGGAGAUGUCACUUUACAACAGUUUGAAAAAGUCGCAAAAAAAUGUUUUGAUCAGGAAUUUGAUAGAAAAAAUCCAUUCAAAUGUUUCGAUUUGAUCUACAUUUAUGUCUUAUUUCUACAAGGAUUUGGUUUUCCUGAUGAUACUCCAAUCACUUUUAAGAAAUAUAUAAACAAUUUUCAACUAAGCUGGCCUCUUGGAGCUGCUUACCAAGCUUUACAAUAAGUCAUUCAACCAUAGAACAUUUAAUAAUCACUGAAAAAUGAAGAUUAUCAUUAUUUAUUGUUUUUACAUUUUUAUUCAUUAAUUAUUU
Molecule: messenger RNA, 1465 nt
Organism: Rhopalosiphum maidis (corn leaf aphid)
Lineage: Eukaryota; Metazoa; Arthropoda; Insecta; Hemiptera; Aphididae
Product: ectonucleoside triphosphate diphosphohydrolase 5-like
Exons: 12
Coding region: 106-1377 (423 amino acids)
Biological process (GO): nucleoside diphosphate catabolic process
Cellular component (GO): membrane
Molecular function (GO): UDP phosphatase activity; GDP phosphatase activity
Source: RefSeq, a predicted model, not a curated record